AUGGAGAUAGAAACUACUAAAUCUCUUUAAGAGGAACUCUUUGUUGAUAAGUCUGAUAAUUAGAGAAAUUAUAUGAAAGAACUCUAAGACUGCAUAGAAAAAAACAUGCCAUAAAUGAUAGAAAUAGUUAGGACUGAAGAAAAAAUUGAUAGUACAUUGAGGAUAUUACUAAAUUUCAAAAUAUAAUAUCCUGAGAAUUACAAAAAGAUAGUAAUAUGCUGCUAGAGAAGCUAAGAUACAACUUAAUAUUUUGAAAAGGCGACUCAACUAGCUGAAAAAUACCCAGAAAUUAAAGAAAAAUUACUUAUUUUAAAGGUUUCAAAUAAAAGAAAUCUUUGCAUUGAACCAACUAGAGAGGAUAAAUAUGAUGAGGAAAUAUUUUGUAAAUAUAAAAGAAAAGUUGAUACAAAUAAAUGUAAAUUUUACGAAGAAUUCAGAAAUAUUGUUAAAAGCGAACUUAGCAAUCGAAAGGGUAUAUACGAUUAAAAUAAAUUAGUAUAAGAGGGUAAAAUGAAAGGAUUUUGUUCUUAUUUUGCCUAAAAUGAACUUAUUAAAGAUGCAGACAUUAUAAUAUGCGAACAUAAGAAUAUAUUUAAAGAUGAAGACAAACAAUAAGAUAUAUAUUAAUUUAUUCCUAUGCAACAAAACAAAGAAAAUAAAGGCACAUUUCUAUUUGUUGACUAGUCUUAAUACCUUUAUGAAGAUAUCUAAACCUACAAUACAUUUAACAUCGAGCAGCAGGUCAUCCAUUAAGCUGUAAAUAAAUGCAGGUAGCUAAAAUAGGUUAUUUAUGAGCAAGUAGAGUUAGUAAAAAAAAACGAAUUAGUAAAAAACAACAAAGUCACAGACUUUUUUAAAAAGGAUUACAAUGACUUAAUGUCUAAAUUAGAAAAAUAAAUGUUAAAAGCAGUAAAUGACCAAGAAAAUGGCGCUCAAGAAAAGCCUCAAUAAUUUCCUGCAUACGUAAAGCAUCCGAUAUUAUUGGUAGAAUUUUUGCAAAAUGUUUCUCUUGAGUUAAAUUAAUGGUUUGAAAAUCAUUUCAAUAAGAAAAAAAAUGAUUUAGAUAGAUAAAAUAAUUUUAAUAAUGCUCACCAUGCAAGUGCUCCAAUCUUGGUAAAUGAAAAAAUACCCAAAGAAGAUUUGCAAAAUUUGAAAAACUUAUAUCCGAUGAAAAUUAAAUUAAGACUUGUAAUUGAUGAAUUACUUUCAUAUAUGUUCAAAUACAUAUACCCAGAAAACAGCUAAGAGAAGGAUGAUACAUUUUAAAGUCUUUAUAUAAUAGGUGACUUCUUGUAUUUCUUUAAUUUGUAUUACUAGUCAAAUGACUAUCCUUUAAGAGUCUUCUUCUAAGAUCAUCCUGAAUACUUAAAGGAAGCUAUUUACUAUCCUAUUCUAACUUGCACCCCUUCUCAAAUAAAAAAUUUUUCAAAGCGUAUUUUUGACACCUCCUCUAAUUACAUAUUGACUUCAGACUGCAUUUUAUAAAAAAAUUAAAUGCGUACAACAACAGUAUUAGGUUUGCAAAAACUAGCAAAUCUAAGAUAGAAUUUCUUUCCAAGAUUUGAUUUAGAGGAUAGAGUUAAAUUCAACUGUAAACCUAUGUUUUUUACAAAAUGGAAUGACUAAUCAACAUUCUAAUCACAAAAAAUUGAACACUCUCCUCUACAAUUAAGAAACUAUGUAAAUAUAAUAAAUAGAGUAUCUGAAUUUACUCCUGAUGGUAUUGUAGUAUAUCUACCAAACAUAGCAGUAUUUUUCAGAUUUAUUAAAGAAAAAGUUGAUGAUAUACUUUCAAAGAGACCUGUUUACUUUGAAUCUCCUUUUUCACCUGAAAAAACUAAGGAAGCAUUUAAUUAUUAUAAAACAAAUUGUGAUAACGGAUAAGGUUCUUUCUUUUUUUGUGUUGCAAACGGAUGGGCUAGCAGGCAUCUUGAAUUCUAAGAUCACUGUGCUAGAGCUGUUUUAAUCCUUGGUUAUCCAAAAAGACAAGAAUUCUAUUAAUAUAUUUCUCAUGAUAAAAAAAUCUAUGGUUUAGAAGAAGAAGAUUUUUACACCUUGGAUUCUAUGACAAAAGUAACUUAAUGUAUAAAGAGUGUAUAUACUCACACAACAGAUUACUGCACUAUAAUCCUCGCUGAUACAAAAUUAAGAGCAGACUCUGAUUAUCUUCCAGCAUGGGCAAACUAAAAUUUAAAAGGUUAAGAUGAACUUACGGUUGAUGAUCUCUUUUAAGAAAUCCUCUUAAACCAAAGAGCCAUGGGGAAAUUAUAUGGCUGA
Messenger RNA from Tetrahymena thermophila SB210, 2277 nucleotides. Its product is annotated as helicase carboxy-terminal domain protein. The transcript has 10 exons. Gene Ontology annotation, molecular function: hydrolase activity, acting on acid anhydrides, in phosphorus-containing anhydrides; DNA helicase activity; damaged DNA binding. Gene Ontology annotation, biological process: nucleotide-excision repair; transcription by RNA polymerase II; positive regulation of mitotic recombination. Gene Ontology annotation, cellular component: nucleus. NCBI's taxonomy places the organism in Eukaryota, Ciliophora, Oligohymenophorea, Hymenostomatida, Tetrahymenidae. The record is from RefSeq and is a predicted model, not a curated record.